AUGGCUGGGUUAGAUGAGAUGUGGGUGAGGUUUUCUUUGUCGGAGGAAGAAGAACGUGGGGCAGAAGUAUCACAACAGAGGGUGUUGAUUGUCCAUAUGUUGGCAGGUAAGUUCCUUACAAAGAGGGUGUUGAACGUCGAUGUCGUGGCCCGCACGUUUAAACCCCUGUGGAAACUAAUUGGAGAGCUUAAGAUUCGGGACGUUGGCGACAACAUUCUGCUGUUUGAGUUUGAAGAUAAUCUUGAUCUGGAACGGGUUCUUGAAUUUGAACCUUGGUCGUAUGACAAACACUUGGUGGUCUUUCAAAAGGCCAUUGAUGCUGAGUUGGGGCCUUUGCUGGAUUAUUCUUUCACUACCUUUUGGAUGCAAAUACACAAUAUACCACCUGCCUUUGUUACUCAGGAAACAGGUGAGACUAUAGGAAGCACGUUGGGUACAGUGGUGCAGGUGGCGGACCUUGAAGACGACGGAACGGGGGGUGAGUUUUUAAGGGUGCGGAUUAAGCUUGAUAUCUCUCGACCUCUGCCUCGCUGUUGUAAGCUCUAG
Messenger RNA from Quercus lobata, 546 nucleotides. RefSeq lists its product as uncharacterized. The record is from RefSeq and is a predicted model, not a curated record. NCBI's taxonomy places the organism in Eukaryota, Viridiplantae, Streptophyta, Magnoliopsida, Fagales, Fagaceae. The transcript has a single exon. Bases 1 to 546 code for a protein of 181 amino acids.